This is a messenger RNA of Sorex fumeus (smoky shrew), 2621 nucleotides long. RefSeq names its product inner centromere protein (gene INCENP). Gene Ontology annotation, biological process: positive regulation of protein serine/threonine kinase activity; metaphase chromosome alignment; meiotic spindle midzone assembly. Gene Ontology annotation, molecular function: protein serine/threonine kinase activator activity. NCBI's taxonomy places the organism in Eukaryota, Metazoa, Chordata, Mammalia, Eulipotyphla, Soricidae. The record is from RefSeq and is a predicted model, not a curated record. Gene Ontology annotation, cellular component: midbody; meiotic spindle midzone; kinetochore. The transcript is spliced from 18 exons.
GACAGCACCAUGGGGACAGCCGCAGGGCCCAUUCACCUGCUGGAGCUGUGUGACCAGAAGCUGCUGGACUUUGUCCGCAAUGUGGACAACAAGGACCUGGUGUGGCUGGAGGAGAUCGAGGAGGAGGCCGAGCGCAUGUUCACCAGGGAGUUUAACAAAGAGCCGGAGCUAAUGCCCAAGACUCCGUCUCAGAAGAACCGGUCAAAGAAGAGGCGGAUCUCUUAUGUUCAGGAUGAAAACAGGGACCCCGUCCGGAAAAGGUUGUCCCGCAAGAAGAAGCGGAGCAGCCAACGGCUCUCCCGGCAGCUCCGCAGCAAGGACAAGGUGGAGAAGCUGGUCACAUCGGCCGGGGACAGCCCCGUCCUGCGGCGUGUGACCCGGGCGACGGCCGCGGCUGCCUCCCUGACUGUGCCGGCGCCCAUCCCCGAGUCUCCCGCCGCCGCCGUCCCCCCGAAGAAGCCUGAGUCGGGCCCUGACCCGCUCGCGCUGGUGCCGACGGUGCAGAUCGGGGCCAGAGAACGGCAGAGCGCCGAGGAGCAGCUCAGCCGGUUGGCCCCCGCGCCGUCGCCCGCCCCCCACGUCGCCGUGUCAUCCGAUGAGGAUUCCACCCCCACGAAGCUGGGGCCUGGGAGGCCCGAGGCCGUGGCCGUGAGCUCGCUGAUGACCACACCCCAGGACGCCAAGGGCCGAGCGCCGGGAGCUGGGCGGUCCGCCUCCAAGCUCAGGAUCGCCCAGACCCCGUCGGGCCCGCGGGACUCGCCAGCCUCCCCGUGGCAGGAGCGGGUGCUGAUGCCCCUCCUGCCCCCGAACUAUUCCACGCCCACGGGCGCCCGCAUGGACCAGCGGCCGGUGCGGCGCAGCCUGCUGGCCUCGAGCAACCAGAAGGCGCAGGUCUCGCUGGCCGAGAAGUUUGCCCUGGUGGCCAGGCAGGAGUUCCCCGUGCGCAGGUCCAGCAGGCUCAACAAGAAGGACCCGGAAGAGCCCACCGCCGCCUCGGCCCGCAUCAUUUGCCACAGCUACCUGGAGAGGCUCCUGAAUGUGGAGGUGCCCCAGAAAGUCAGGUGAAAGGGCCAGGAGCCUGGCCACAAGUCCGGCCAGGAGCCCAUGGAGUCCACUGAGCCAGAGGUUCCCAAGAGUGACCAGAGUUCCCCGGGGGCCCGUGGUGCCACCAAGAUCGCCGUUAGCACACCAGGCUCCCAGGCUGUGGCCGGGCACCCGCAUACCCCACCGGAGGACUCUCCCGACGCCAAGGCGGACCAAGCGGACGGCCCCAAGGAGCAGCCCCUCAGUGCCAGGAGGAAGCGAAGCUAUAAGCAGGCGGUGAAUGAGCUGGAUGAGGAGCUGCAGCUGGAUGAGGAGGAGGAGGAGGAGGAGGACGGGGAGGAGGAGGAUCUGCAGCCCCCCAGGAGCAAGACCCCGUCCCCACCCUGCCCUGCCAGCAAGGUGGUGCGGCCCCUGCGGACCUUCCUGCACACGGUCCAGCGGAACCAGAUGCUCAUGACCCCGACCUCAACCUCCCGCAGCAGCGUCAUGAAGUCCUUCAUCAAGCGCAACACGCCCCUGCGCGUGGACCCCAAGUGCAGCUUCGUUGAGAAGGAGCGGCAGCGCCUGGAGAACCUGCGGAGGAAGGAGGAGGCCGAGCAGCUGCGCCGGCAGAAGGUGGAGGAGGACAAGCGGAGGCGCCUGGAGGAGGCCAAGCUGAAGCGCGAGGAGCGUCUCCGCAAGGUGCUGCAGGCCCGCGAGCGGGUGGAGCAGAUCAAGGAGGAGAAGAAGAAGCAGAUCGAGCAGAAGUUCGCCCAGAUCGAGGAGAAGAACGAGAAGGCCAAGGAGGAGCGAUUGGCCGAGGAGAAGGCUAGGAAGAAGGCGGCGGCCAGGAAGAUGGAGGAGAUGGAGGCCCGCCGGAAGCAGGAGGAGGAGGCCCGCAGGCUCCGUUGGCUGCAGCAGGAGGAGGAGCGGCGGCGCCUGGAACUGCAGCAGCGGCGGAAGGAGGAGGAGCAGGAGCGGCAGCGGAAGGCGGCCGAGGCCAAGCGGCUCGCGGAGCAGCGGGAGCGGGAGCAGGAGCGGCUGCGGGCCGAGAGGGAGCAGCAGGAGCGCGAGAAGGCCCUGCAGCUGCAGAGGGAGCAGGAGGAGAAGAAGAAAAAGGAGGAGCAGCAGCGUCUGGCUGAGCAGCGGCUGCAGGAAGAGCAGGAGAGGAAAGCCAAGGAGGCAGCGGCCAGCAGGGCCCUGAACGUGACCGUGGACGUGCAGUCCCCAGCCUGCACCUCCUACCAGAUGACACCACAAGGGCCCCGCAGCACCCCCAAGAUCAACCCAGAUAACUACGGGAUGGACCUGAACAGUGACGACUCCACCGACGAUGAGGCCCAUCCCCGGAAGCCCAUCCCCUCCUGGGCGCGUGGCACCCAGCUCAGCCAGGCCAUCAUCCACCAGUACUACCAGCCCUGGGACCUGCUGGACCUCUUCGGCACCAUCCCCCCGCUGGACCUGGAGGACAUCUUCAAGAAGAACAAGCCCCGCUACCACAAGCGCACCAGCUCGGCCGUGUGGAACUCACCACCCCUACAGGGCCCCCGGGGGCUGAGCGGCCUGGCCUACAGCCUGAAGAAGUACUGAGACCCGCG